Messenger RNA from Puccinia triticina, 615 nucleotides. RefSeq lists its product as uncharacterized. The coding region runs from base 1 to 615 and encodes 204 amino acids. The record is from RefSeq and is a predicted model, not a curated record. The transcript is spliced from 2 exons. Lineage: Eukaryota; Fungi; Basidiomycota; Pucciniomycetes; Pucciniales; Pucciniaceae.
AUGGCCAGCCCCCCCUCAACUCCUCACAAUCGUAAUCCCAGAUCAAAAAAUCCGCGCGAAUCCGCCCGUCGGGAGUCCUCACGUAUUCGAACACCAAGCACUCAACCAGGCUAUGUACCAACUCAACAAGAUUCUCGCCGCUCUCUUGUCAGUCCCGCUCCCGCAUCUGAUCGCCGCCAGGGAUCCAGAAAAGCCUCAAAGAAAAGGAAAGUCACGGUCUCCUCAGAUGAUGAUGCUCCCGAUCCACACAAUCCAAGCCAAAGAGAUACUACAACCCAAAAUCCAUUUUCUGGAACCACACAAGUCGCCAGCCGCACCGGCGAAAUCGUUGUAAUUGACACUGCCCAGGAUUCUGAAGAAGAGAACGGCAAGAAAUCAGCAAGAUCACAGAAGAAAAAGGAUGCGGAUAAAGAUAAAGACGGUUACGAUCAUGUUCGGCUAUACUUUUAUACCCCUGGUAGUGGUCCGAAACAGAUAUUGUUGAGGUCAGCAUUGAAGUAUCGGACAACAAGGACGACCAGGUUGAUCCUGAUGACGCUGAACCCAAACACCAAGACUUGGUCCAUCAAGAAGAGCUUGACACCGAUCAUGAAGAAGUCGAUGAUGCUGAGUUGA